AUGGUUCACGGGCCACUUGGCAUGCCUCGCUUAGCAUGUCAGCAGUCAGGGGACCCUCAACUUGACAACGGCCUUCAAACCCCUUUCUUAAGAGCUACACUUAGUUUUCUAAAAAGCUUGGGCCUAGUAGCAACAACAACAAAGGUCUUAAGAUUAUCAUCGGACCAGACAACACUCGAGGCUACGAAAGCUAUACGCCAAAAGAGGACCCGCCAAAACCUAAAAGCAUGCCGGACAAAAUCAACUCUUACUAAAGACAGCGUGCAGAUUUCCGUGCCUAACCUUAGCAACUCGAAAAGGGGAUCUAGCACUCUCGGACGUACCGGCAAGCUAUCCACAUCUCUUAAAAAGCUACGUAUCAACAAAAGAAAGACUAAAGGUAUAAGAAUCGCUAAAAGCAAGCUUAAGGAUACGGAUAUCAUUAAGCUAAAGCUUCAGCCGGUGACCCGAAUAGCCUUAGAGAUCUUAACGAUAGCCGACGAAAAAGGAACGGGGAAGAUUAGCAAAGAGAUCGAGGCUACGGAUACGAAAGAACUAAGAGCAGCAGACCCUUACUUAAAAGCGAAAGAAUUGGCUUUGUUCGCGCGAAGCUUUCUUAAGGAGCUGAAAUAUUCAAGACCCGACGAUAACUUCAAGACUCAAUUAAAGAUUUUUGCUAACCAAGCAAGUCGAUACGGUUUGACCUCCGAAGACUACUUAACGGCGUUCCCGAUUAUGCUUAUAAAAGAGGCUAUAACCUUCUAUUAUAAUCACGUCAUCAAAGCUAAGCUUCCGACUUUCAAAGCAAACAAUCUAAGGACCUCGCUUAGCGAGUGCUUUAAAAAGCUCGCUAAAGAGCUCAAAGGGAUUCAAGGCUCUUUACGACCAAGUUUGAAAGACGAUCGAAGUCUUGCUGACAAGCUGUAUUCAGCUUAUAAAAACGUGCCAGAGACUACGAUUGCGCGAAUGAACCUUGCUUUUACUUUCACCGCCGCAAUUGCCGAUAUUCGCAAAGCUAUUGCGUUUGCAAUUAAGACUUCUCGACCUCUCGCUAAGGCAAGUAAAGCUUACGCGAGCUUUAGCGAGCCACACGAUCACACCUGCUUUCACAACAUCUUAAAAGCUGAUUCCGAUUUGGACGAAGAAUACGAAUGCUUUAUUCAAGACCGCCAAUACUUCGGAGGUAAAAAAGCUGCUAAAGCUACUAUUAAAGGUGAGAAAAGAAGAAUUCGAUCAGUUUAUCGCAAGCUUACUAAACGAGCCGCUCGAAUCGAGCAGCUACGCUAA
Messenger RNA from Drepanopeziza brunnea f. sp. 'multigermtubi' MB_m1, 1266 nucleotides. NCBI's taxonomy places the organism in Eukaryota, Fungi, Ascomycota, Leotiomycetes, Helotiales, Drepanopezizaceae. The record is from RefSeq and is a predicted model, not a curated record.